AUGAGAAACAAAUCGGAAAUUGCUUAUAAAUCGAAUAAAACAGCUAAUAAUCUAACGCCUGAAACAACAAAAAAACCCAGAAAUUUCUCAACAUUGUCCAAACUAAUGUCUCAAAAAGAAUCGAAAAAACCUACAAAACCCAAAACACGCAAAUCGAAAACCGGGGGGGUAAAUAUUAAAAAAAAAAACAAUCAAAACACAAACACAACGAACUCUAAAACUUCAAAAGAUUCGACACCAACAAAUCUCCAAGUUAAACGGAGAUCAAAACGAGAUGCACAAGGUACGCCAAAUAAAUAUUUUUGGAGACCAACUGACCACGAAAAAAGGGCUUUUCAUUCAAACAAACCAUUUCAUGCGAACGACUGUGAUGACGAACAAAAUUCUGGCCAUUCACCUCUAUGGGGAUUUGAUGAAGAAAAUGGAAUAAUUAUUCCGUGUGACAAAAAUAGAACUUUGAAAUAUUUCGAAGAUAGAAAAAUCCGUAUGCAAGGACUCAGCCAUUCAAAUGAUAAAAGUGAGGACAAGAAUCAAACAAACAGGAAACAUUUUAAUUUGAUAUUAUUUCCAGGAAACAAAAAAAAUUCAAAAACCAGUCGAACUUCUACCCCAACAACAAAAGCCCACCAUAAAACCAAUUCAGUUCUUAAAGCGACGGCACAGGACGAUUCAAAAUUGAAAAUUGACAAAAUAAAGGGCGUCAACUUAUUAUAUAAAAUUGAAAAAUCGGAUGCAAAAAAUAAAAUGCUGGUUGAUAAUUCAAUGGCGAGAUUAAGAAAAAAAGACCCAAAAGGAUAUGUUCGUCAUUUCGAUGAACAUUCAGACGAGGAGAGAUACAAAGAUUGUAUUUAUUUAGGAGCUAACCCGAGAAUAUAUUUUUUAUUUCAACUGAUUUCCACAAAAUCAUGGAGAUUUCCGAUGCUUAUAGAAAUCGCCAAUCAAAUCGUUCAACGCUUAAAAGAUGAAUAUGGCACCACGUUGAAGCUAACGGUUGGAUACUCCAUUGAUUUGAAAAAAUUUAAAAAUACUACAAGCCCCUGUUCUACUCAUAAAACACUUUCCUUUAGACACAAAUGCCUUGUAAAUUAUAGUAGAAGUUUGAGAUCAAAAAAAAAAUUAGGAGGUAAAAAAGCUAGAACAGAUUACAAAAAUCCUGCCCGCCUUACAUCAAGAGAACUAUUAACAAACAAACUCAAAAAAUUUGAUAAAUUAGUAUUAGAGUAUUCGAAACAAAUUGUUGUGUUUAUGACUGAUCGAAGUAUUGACGAGAAACCCGCCAAUACAACUUCAUCAUCUCGAGUUAUCAGUAAGUUGAAACGCGCAGACACUUCCGCCCAUGCCUCACACCAACCUCACGAAAUUGUUGCUGUGUCCAUCGGUGAGAACUUCAACAGCAACGAUAAAUUGGCUGAUCUGUUAAGAGAUUUCAAAGUCAACCCAAGAAAUCGAUUGUUUGGAUUCAAUGAUUUGAAACUUGCCAACUUUGAAUCGACUAUGGACAACUUUAUAAAUUUGUUUUGUGCUAACGGAAAAAUAGGAGAUAAAACGUUUAAAAAAAUAUAA
Helobdella robusta is the source of this 1563-nucleotide messenger RNA. RefSeq lists its product as hypothetical. The transcript has 2 exons. Bases 1 to 1563 code for a protein of 520 amino acids. The record is from RefSeq and is a predicted model, not a curated record. NCBI's taxonomy places the organism in Eukaryota, Metazoa, Annelida, Clitellata, Rhynchobdellida, Glossiphoniidae.